UACCUUCCCUCCCGUCCCUCCACCGCGCAUGCACGUACGUACCCGCCAUUGCUGCUGCCAACCCUAUUCCUCUCUCUUCCACCGCUCCGCCUUCCUUUGAUCCUUUCCCCACCAUCUCCAAUGGUGGCCCCCCUCGUCGCCUAGAGCACCGACCCCAACGUUGCCCAAGGACCAGGGUGGCCACCUCUCCUCCUCCCCCCGCCGCGGUCCCCCCUCGCCGCCGGCUCGCCGGCGACGAAGACGUCGUCGUGCCCCCACCACCACCACCACCACUCGGCCACCCACCGGUCCUUGUCCAAUUCGCUCUCUCCACCCCCGCCCGCCGCGCGGUCGUCGUAGCAACGGCCGCGGGCACCGCCACCAUGGCGCGCUGCGGGAGCGCCAUCGCCGCCGUCGCGGCGCUGCUCGUCCUGCUCGGCGGGCACGCGGCCGCGCGCAUCCGGGUGGAGCACUCCGGGAUGGUGAUCCGGCGGCCGUCGUCGUCCAUCCCGAGCUUCCGGGAGGCCCCCGCGUUCCGCAACGGCGAGGAGUGCGGCGGCGGGGGGAGGGUGGACGUGGCCAUGACGCUGGACGCCAACUACCUCCGGGGCACCAUGGCCGGCGUGCUGUCCAUCCUGCAGCACACGGCGUGCCCGGAGAGCGUGUCGUUCCACUUCCUCGCGGCCGGGAUGGACGCCGACCUCGCGGCGGCGGUGCGCGCCACGUUCCCGUACCUGGACCUCCGCGUGUACCGCUUCGACCCGUCCCGCGUCCGCGGCCGCAUCUCCCGCUCCAUCCGCCACGCGCUCGACCAGCCGCUCAACUACGCGCGCAUCUACCUCGCCGACACGCUCCCGCCCGACGUGCGCCGCGUCAUCUACCUCGACUCCGACGUGGUGGUCGUCGACGACAUCCGCGCGCUGGCGUCCGUCGACCUCGGCGGCCACGUCGUCGGCGCGCCCGAGUACUGCCACGCCAACUUCACCAACUACUUCACCGACGCGUUCUGGUCGGACCCGGCGCUCAACGGCACGUUCGCCGGCCGCCGCCCGUGCUACUUCAACACCGGCGUCAUGGUCAUGGACGUCGGCAAGUGGCGCGCCGGCGGCUACACCCGCCGCGUCGAGCGGUGGAUGGAGGUGCAGAAGCAGACGCGGAUCUACCACCUCGGCUCGCUGCCGCCGUUCCUCCUCGUUCUCGCCGGUGACAUCCAGGCCGUCGACCACCGCUGGAACCAGCACGGCCUCGGCGGCGACAACGUCAAGGGGCGGUGCCGUGGCCUCCACCCGGGGCCCAUCAGCCUCCUCCAUUGGAGCGGCAAGGGGAAGCCAUGGAUCCGGCUCGACGCGCGGCGCCCGUGCGCCGUCGACUACCUCUGGGCGCCGUACGACCUCUUCCGGCCAUCGUCGCCGGUGCUCGAGGAGUGAGCAGCAGCAGCAUCGAGCCAUGCACAAGCUAAACUGAUCAAUCUCCUACUUUGUUCUUGCAGAAGCUUAAAAGAUUUUUUUUAAAAAAAAAGAAAGAAGUUGGCAAGAACAUGAUGAAGAAAUUGAUUUUUCUUCAAAGGAAAAGGAGAAGAAAUUAAUGUGCAAUCAGCAAUGGGUGCUAUGAUCUGUGCUGCUAGCUGCUGUUUUGGGGGGUCUCGAUUGGGAAAUUAAGCAAAAAUCGAUGAGGAUAUGAACGUGCGAAUUGCUUCAUGAUCUCUUUGGUUUAUCUUGUAUAGGACACAAUGUUGUAAUUAAUUUUGUGAGGAUUAGUGUGAAUACUGGGAGCUAGGUGGGGGAAGGAACCGACUUACUCUGACAAAUGUAUGUACUAUACUAAUUGUACUAUAAUAUGGUAUACUCAGAUUUUGUUAAUGCAAAUUGCAAACACAGAAUACACAAAAUGAGUAAUUGAGCUGAA
This is a messenger RNA of Oryza sativa Japonica Group (Japanese rice), 1884 nucleotides long. Its product is annotated as probable galacturonosyltransferase-like 4. The record is from RefSeq and is a predicted model, not a curated record. Gene Ontology annotation, molecular function: glycosyltransferase activity. NCBI's taxonomy places the organism in Eukaryota, Viridiplantae, Streptophyta, Magnoliopsida, Poales, Poaceae. Gene Ontology annotation, cellular component: Golgi apparatus.